This is a messenger RNA of Meloidogyne enterolobii, 1000 nucleotides long. The record is from the annotation of a GenBank genome assembly. NCBI's taxonomy places the organism in Eukaryota, Metazoa, Nematoda, Chromadorea, Rhabditida, Meloidogynidae.
GGGGGUAUCUUAUAGCGAGUUUCGACUGUUUUCUAAUUUUAAGAUUUUAAAGUUCAAAAAGUGCCUUUUCCUUAUUUGCCUUAUUUUCCCUUCAUUUUCUGCCUUAAAUGACAGCAACCACCAACAGCUCAAUUCACAUCAACUUGGAAGACCCCAACUCAUCUACAAGUAGCCCACAACCAUUGGAACAACAAUUAAGUCCGUUAUUGCCUAAAGAGGCUGAAUAUGUUGAAAGAAAGAGGCCUCUAGCCAUUCAAGAAUUGCUUGAGAAAAAAAGAGCCAGGUUGGCAACAAUUCCGAAACAAAUUCAAAUGGUCGAAAAUGACAGUUCCAACGACCUCCAGCACAUAUUUAAUAAAUUUUGCGAGACAAAACUCGACCAGAACAAAAAUAACGAGAACGAUUUUAACCAAAUAUGUGAAGACAACGUCAUGUUUUACAACGCAAAUGGAGGGGAAGACGUCGAAACUGCCAGUUGUAGUUCCGGGGGAUGCCCCUCUUUUAACUGGGCGUUGUUCGAAGGCAUUUCAGGGUCCAUUACACCGUCUAUUAAUUCACAGAAACAACCGAAAAAUGUUAAAAUUAAUAAUAUGACGACGCCUUUAUUGUCUUCUCCUCUCAAAAAUUGUUUGGAAUUUUCGCCUACUUCUAGUAUGGAGAUUGGCGAUAAUGCUUUGGCUAAGUCUGUCCCUUGCGAUCGGUUAGAAAUUAAUUUUUAUAAAGAUUUGGGGUUGGAUACGGUUGGACCUCACUCAAGAAAAAGUAGGUCCAUGAGUAAAAACGACAGAAUGGUACCGAGGCUAAAGAACGAUAAAACGGUACCUAGAGAAAAAACGACAAAAUGUUACCAGGUCUAGGGAAUGACAAAACGGUACUUAGAGAAAAAACGACAAAAUGGUACGAAGGGUAAAAAACCGACAAAAUGGUAUCCAUGGUAAAAACGACAAAAUGGUCUCCAUGGUAAAAAACGACAAAAUGGUCUCCAUGGUAAAAACGACAA